Monodelphis domestica (gray short-tailed opossum) is the source of this 3188-nucleotide messenger RNA. RefSeq names its product synaptotagmin like 3 (gene SYTL3). Gene Ontology annotation, cellular component: exocytic vesicle; plasma membrane. The record is from RefSeq and is a predicted model, not a curated record. Gene Ontology annotation, molecular function: neurexin family protein binding; small GTPase binding. Gene Ontology annotation, biological process: exocytosis; intracellular protein transport. NCBI's taxonomy places the organism in Eukaryota, Metazoa, Chordata, Mammalia, Didelphimorphia, Didelphidae.
ACAAAGGGUGAAACUUCACAAAUGUGAUAAAAUCUGAAUAUUCGUAGCCUCUGAUCUUGGUGGAGAUUUCCUUGAAAGUAAUAAAAUAUAUUUUGCUCACAUCAGCUGUAUACUUCCUCCAGUCUAACUUUUUAAAAAAUAGGCAGUUACAAAGCUACUUGGUGUGGUUACUGGUCUUUGCUUUGUUCUUGCGGAAACAGAAACUAUUCAACAUAGAAUGAAAAUAGCCACAAUAGUCACAGUCUCCAUGAGCUAGAAGCCUGUGGUUCAAAGAACUGCUACUCCUACUUUGGACCCAACAGGAAGGAAAGAGAAUGAAGUCAGUUUUUCAAACCAAAAUGCAAGAGUGACUUCCUCAUCUCCAGGACAGGCUACCAUGAGUUCUCCUGCUAAGGUGCAUCCAAAAGGUCUUGAAUGUGUCUACCUUUGUAUUUGCAUGAUAACUGAUAUACCCUCAAAAGAGUUGGAAGGUGAUUUAGAGGUCAUCUAAGCAGGUCUCCUGUCCAUAUCAUUCCUGACCAUCCUUGCCAGCCAUGGGGAACUCAAUGAAGUAUUACAAGUAAAGCAAGCUGUUCAUAUUAUUUUUGAAUAUUCCUUAGCUUGCAUAUUGCUUUUUGCCUGCCAAAAUAUCUAUCUAAGAGAGCAUACCUUGCCUUUGGAACCACCUUCCCAAGGUGGAAGUGUUUUUGUCUUUGAAGGAUGAUCAGUCAAAAUAAUCACCAGGUGGCAGAAAGGUUCUGAAAAUAAUGACCUAAGCAGAGACAAACUCUUGAUGUCUUCCACUCCCAAAGAGCAUGACACAGUGAGAAAAAAAAGAACAACAAAAAACAAAGAACAAAACCACAAUCACCAAUGAAAUAAGAGAGGUUAGCUCUUUCGAGAACUCUUAGUCACUGUUCUUCAGACCACUGAAGCCAAAGCAACAGGGGGAACUUUGGUGGAAUGAGGUAAAAUUAACCAAGGUUGGAACCUGGUAAAUAAAGGAAAAGAUGACCCAAGAAGUCAAUCUGAAUUCCCUCAAGGAAUUGGAACGUGAAAUGGUGCUACAAGUCCUGUACCGGGAUCAAGUGGUGCAAAAGGUUGAGGAGGAGAGAAUAAGGAAACUAAAACUGCACCUGCAGAAUCUUCGAUGGAGACCAGCAAAGAACACCAAUCAGGAAUACAAAGAGAAGUCCUGUGCACGAUGCCAGAAGUCUCUGGGCUUAGUGAUAAACCGAGGGGGUGUAUGCCAGGGCUGCAGCCAUCGAGUAUGUUCGGAAUGUCGGGUCUUUUUGAGAAAAACCUACGUGUGGAAAUGCACUGUCUGCUUUGCAGAUGGAGAUGCAAAAAUCAAAACUGGAGAGUGGUUCUUUGAGGAACGAGCCAAGAAAUUUCCAGAUGAAAGCAAACAUGAAACAGCUGGUGCAAAGCUCUUGAAAUCUUAUCAGAAACUGAGCAAAAUUUCUGUGGUUCCUCCCACUCCGCCUCCUGUCAGUGAAAGCCAUUUUGGAUCCAACACAGGGGAACUUGGUCAGCUUAAAGGAUUUAAUAAAUCGAUGGAAAAUUUGUUUCUGUCUCUUACCACACACAUAAAAAAAAUCUCCAAGUCCCAGAAUGACAUGACUUCUGACAAACAUCUUCUAACCACCACUUACAGGGAGGGCAUGGAACAGAAGGAGAGGAGGAGUCUAUCUGAUCCUGCCAUCAACUUGACAACCAGGACUGCCAAUUUAUCAGAUCAUCUUAAACUCAGCAACCAAGAAGAUGAUGAAAGCUUUAUUAAUCCCAUCUUGCAGCAAGAAAAUAUUUCACCUACUUUUACUCAUAGCUCUGUGUUCUCUGCUGGCACCAAACGUGGAAGUCUGGCAAGCAUUAGCAGCACCUGUACAGAAGUGGGCGAUUUUGACAAUGCUAAUGUAACUGGAGAAAUAGAAUUUGCCCUUCAGUAUGACUUCAAGGCUUCUACUUUAGAAAUCUGUAUCAAAGCCUGUAAGAACCUAGCCUUUGGAGAAGAAAAGAAGAAAAAGUGCAAUCCUUAUAUAAAAACCUAUCUGCUGCCGGAUAAAGGCUCUCAGGCCAAGCGGAAGACCAGCGUCAAAAAGAACACUGUGGAUCCUCUCUUUCAUGAGACUCUGAAGUAUCGUGUGGAGUAUUCCCAGCUGCAGACCCGGCUGCUUCAGGUCUCCGUGUGGCACUUGGGAACACUCACUCGGAGAGUGUUUCUGGGAGAAGUUUUGAUUCCUCUGGCUUCUUGGAACUUUGAAGAUAGUACAACACAACAAUCAUUCCAAUGGUAUCAGCUCAAAGCCAAGAAUCACAGAAUCACAGAAUCUCACAGUUGGAAGAAAUCUCCAAAGUCAUCUAGUCCAACCUCUACCUGAAGAACCUCCUCGUAAUAUACAUACCCUGCAAGGUUCAUCCAGCUUUGCUCAAAGAUCAUCAGGGAAGAAGGGAGCCAUGCCACCCACCCAAAGCUACCCAUUUCCACUGUGGCAUUGCUGGGAAUUUUUUUUUCAAAUAUCAAUCCUCAAUCAGGCUUGCUGCUCCUUAUGGACCAUAAUUAUACUCUCUGAAGCCAAGUAGAAUAAGGGACAGUCCUUUGGACACUCAAGUCUCCUUUGCCUUUUCUUCCUCAGACUAAACAUCCUUAGUUCUUUCAACUGAUCCUUAUAUGACAUGAUCCUGUAGGCUUUUACCAUGCUGGUUACCGUCUUCUGAAUGAGCCUGUCAAUGUCCUUAAAAUUCAUGGUCCCAAGGGAAUAUGAUAGUCUAUAUAUGGGCUGACCAGAGCAAAAUACACAUGAUUGAAUUGGCUUUUUCAAGCUGCAGUAUCACUGUUGGUGUAUAUCAUUUUCUUUUACCCUUCCCUUCCCUCUUAGAAUCAAUUCUAAAUACUGCUUCCAAGACAGAAGAGUAGUAAAGAUUAGGCAAUUGGGAUUAAGUGACUUGCCCAGGGCAAUACAUUUAGGAAGUGUCUGAGCCCAGAUUUGAAUCCAUCUCUAGCCUGGCUCUCUAUCCAAUGAGCUACCUACCUGCCCUGGUGUUUAUCAAUCCUGUAAUCUACUUAAAUACUUUCAAACCCCCCCAAGAUCUUUUUCAGAUAAACCACAAUCUAGCCAUGUUUUCCUCAUCUUGUACAUUAAAUUUUGUUUAAUUCAUGUUCCUUGUUACAUUUUUUCUUAUUAAAUUUCACCUUCAUGUGAUUCACA